AUGAUGGGCGACUACCGACUCUCUGACCAGCCCCAACCCGUGGAACUUCUCAACGUCUGUUUGGGAGACAACCUGCAGCCCUGCCCAGGAGCAUGCCCAAGGGAAGUGUGUGGCUCUCAGGACCCUCCUGAGCCUCCGAGGGAGCAAACCUGGGCUUUUGACCCUCCUGAGUCCUCCAGACAAGAUGCUUCUCCUCAGGACUCUGGUGUGGAACACACACACUCGGGGAGCUGCUCUUCCCAGGGGGAACACAGGCAGAGAGAAGCGUUACCAGGAUUGCCUGGGGACAGCCAUCCUCUGGGGAGCCCACGGCAAAACCAGAACACAUCCACACAGGCGGUGUUCUGGGCAGGCAUCCUGCAGGCCCAGAUGUGUGUCCUAGACCUAGAGGAGGAGCUGGAGAAGACAGAAGGGCUCAGGGCUGGGCUGAGAUGCUGCCUCCCUGCAGCCCCUGUGAACCUCCCUGGGGACACGGGCCUGCACCCCAGCCCACCCAAGGAGGACUCAGGAGGAGACAGCAGUGGGCCUGACGGAGACAACCAGGCAUGGCCAAGAGAGGGAACCCCUGACUCUUCCCCAGAGUGGGGUGCUGAGGAGGAGAGCUUGUUCUUCGACAACCCCCUCUUCCUGGAGAGUCCUUGUUCAGAGACCAGUGCUUCUGGAGAGCGCUUUUCCUGGGGGUUCCCAGACCCCCAUGCAGAUGUGCGGACUGGACCUGAGAGCCCUCAUGCCCUGGAGCCUCCACCUCCAGAAGACACAGUAUUGUGGGAGCUGGGAAGCGAGCCAGAUUUGGGGGACAGCACUGCUGAGACCGGUGGACACAGCACCCCUCCAUUCCCUGUGCCCAUCUACAAACCACAUUCCUUGUGCUGGACCUCAGUGGCUGCUAAUGAGGAGGCUCCCACAUCACCCUCUGGUCAAGGGGAGGGCGAGACUUCUCUUGGACAUAGGCUUGACCCUGCUCCAUCUACAGCACUCUGUGUGGACAAAAUAUUGACCUGGGAAACAGCACACGUUGAAUCUGACCUUAGCCCUGCCACACAUGCUGUGCAACCUUGGGCCCCACCCAGCCCUGAGGAAUGGCAGACAGAAGAAGGUUUUUCCUGGCCCCAGGAGCCUCUUGUCUCCCAGGACAGAGGUGAGAGAGAGUCUGGGUGCCCCCCGGAAUCUGAUCCCUGCACCUUGGUCCCUACCUCCCGGGGGAGCCCAGCUUCUUCACCGGAGCCCAGCAGCCCAGAGUCUGAGAGCACAGGCCUUGAUCCCAGACCCAGCCCCACGUCAUCCCAGGAGGGCAGCCCUCAGCUCCAGUGCCACAGCUCGGGCACUUUUCCCAAGUGGACACUAGAUGCUUCACACACUUCACUCUUGGAGACAGAUGGGGCACAGCCAAGUUCCCUGGAGAAAGAAGAAGCAGAGGAGGCCCUAAACUCGGGGAAGGAAGUAAAAAGUGAUAGCACAGUUAGGCCUGCAGAGGCUGAAGGCAUCCAGGCUGACCUGCACCUGACUUCUGCAGAAGGGUAAAGUCUGAGGACACUGAUGGACCCUUGCAGGCUUCCUGAGAGCCCCAUGCCCCAAGCAAGAUUCACAGAGGAAGGCCAGAAGCCACCAGCUGGAGACAAGCUGGCUAACGGUGUCAGGAACGACAAGGUAGCCUGGAAAUUGGCUUCACGUCUCUAUCACCUAGAAGGCUUCCAGAAGUCUGAAGUGGCUGCCUACCUGCAGAAGAACAAUGACUUUAGCAGGGUUGUGGCUGAGGCAUACUUGUCCUUCUUCCAGUUUGGAGGCCAGAACCUGGACCGAGCCCUUCGGGGCUUCCUCCAAGCCCUGGUGCUCAGUGGGGAGACUCAGGAGCGGGAGCGAAUCCUCUACCAGUUCUCCAAACGCUUUCACCAUUGCAAUCCUGGGGUCUUCCCCUCAGUAGAUUCUGUACAUACCUUGACGUGUGCAAUCAUGCUCCUUAACACAGACCUGCACGGGCAGAACAUCGGGAAAAGCAUGAGCUGCCAGGAAUUCAUAACCAACCUGAAUGGCCUGCGAGAUGGUGGGAACUUCCCCAAGGAGCUGCUGAAGGCCCUCUACUGGUCCAUCCGCAGCGAGAAGCUUGAGUGGGCUGUGGAUGAAGAAGACACAGCUAGACAUGAGAAGGCCCGGCCAUCUCCAGCAGCUGGGAAGAUGAGCAACCCCUUCAUCCAGCUGGCUCAAGACCCCACAGUGCCUACCUACAAGCAGGGCAUCCUGGCUCGGAAGAUGCAUCAUGAUGCGGAUGGCAAGAAGACACCGUGGGGCAAGCGCGGCUGGAAGAUGUUGCACACCUUACUUCGAGGAAUGGUUCUCUACUUCCUGAAGGGAGAGGAUCACAGCCCUGGGAGCGAGAGCUUGGUGGGGCAGAUGGUAGACGAACCAGUGGGGGUGCACCACUCACUGGCCACCCCGGCCACGCAUUACACCAAGAAGCCCCACGUCUUCCAGCUGCGGACUGCAGACUGGCGCCUCUACCUGUUUCAGGCACCCACUGCCAAGGAGAUGAGUUCCUGGAUCGCGCGCAUCAACCUGGCCGCCGCCACGCACUCGGCGCCGCCCUUCCCCGCCGCCGUGGGCUCCCAGCGCAGAUUCGUGCGGCCCAUCGGGUCAGCUUCCCCCACGGCCUCUCGCUCCCAGGAGGAGCAGCAUCGAUCCCACGAGAACUGCCUGGACGCUGCCUCAGACGACCUGCUGGAUCUGCAGAGGAACUUACCGGAGGGGCGGAGCCGCAGCCGCGAACUGGAGGAGUACCGCCUGCGGAAGGAGUACCUGGAGUACGAGAAAACCCGCUAUGAGACCUACGUGCAGCUGCUGGUGGCCCGCCUGCACUGCCCUUCCGACGCCCUGGACCUGUGGGAGGAGCAGCUGGGGAGGGAAGCUGGAGGCACCCGGGAGCCCAAGCUCAGCCUGAAGAAGUCCCACUCGAGCCCUUCCCUGCACCAGGACGAGGCUCCCACCACGGCCAAGGUGAAGCGCAACAUCUCAGAGCGCAGGACCUACCGGAAGAUCAUCCCCAAGCGGAACCGCAACCAGCUGUGAAGCCGAUGCCACCUCACCUCAUGCUGGUCCCUGCUCUGGGGUAGACCUGAGAUGAUUCUCCGUGGAGGAACCUUGUUUCAGUGGGCCCAUGAUGA
Molecule: messenger RNA, 3155 nt
Organism: Carlito syrichta (Philippine tarsier)
Lineage: Eukaryota; Metazoa; Chordata; Mammalia; Primates; Tarsiidae
Gene: PSD4
Product: pleckstrin and Sec7 domain containing 4
Exons: 16
Biological process (GO): regulation of ARF protein signal transduction
Cellular component (GO): ruffle membrane
Molecular function (GO): protein binding; guanyl-nucleotide exchange factor activity; phospholipid binding
Source: RefSeq, a predicted model, not a curated record